Messenger RNA from Mytilus trossulus (common blue mussel), 1656 nucleotides. RefSeq lists its product as uncharacterized. Bases 70 to 1485 code for a protein of 471 amino acids. NCBI's taxonomy places the organism in Eukaryota, Metazoa, Mollusca, Bivalvia, Mytilida, Mytilidae. The record is from RefSeq and is a predicted model, not a curated record. The transcript is spliced from 2 exons.
CUUUAAACGUAAAACUUCUUGAGACCUUAUAUAGGCUGUAUAGUUCAGAAGCCAAGACCAAAUCCAAUAAUGGAAACGUUAUCCAGAGUAGAUGCUUUCAUGAACAACUGGCGAACACCGCUUUUUAACUUUGGUACCAAUGAACAUGACUUACAAAAUUUAAUUUCAAGAAAUGCACAUUUACAGAACAUUAAUCCUGCAGAUUUUGACGAAAAUAGUCGUACAACAGAUGAAAUUCUUAGAAUAGUGAUGCAAGGAAUACGUAGAUUUACAGGAGAGCAGUUUGAAGGGUUGGUUCUUCACGAUCAGCUAAUAAAAUUUGGUAGUUCAAGAGAAGGGCUCAAAGUCAUCGAUGCUUUAGAAUUUGAUAGCAUCCUAGUAUUUGAUAUAAAUGGAUUGGAGUUAGAACCAGUUCUAGGAAAUACUCUGGGAUUGGUAAGACUUCAGGUUAAUAAUGCAGAAGAACUAUUAGAAAAGUAUCCUUGGAUUAAAAAAUACGGAGUAUUUAAACAAGUAUUUAGGAACAAAUAUUUAAUCAACUCAAGGAAUCUGCACUUAAAAGUGUUCGAAUCUAUCAUCGACAAAACCCGUGAACUUGUGAAUGAAAUGCUUCGAGACACAGAAUAUUCUUUCGAUAGAAUUGCAAAACCACCAACAAUAAACAUUAGAAUACUCUUGAAUAAAGAGAAAGGUAAACCUGAUUUAUACGAUAAGUUAUCUACCAUCACUUUGCAAAGUGAAUCGUUAGAAGCCAAAGAAUCCAAGUCAUCUUUGGAUAUUGAUAUUGUUCCAGCACUACUUAUACGAAACGAUUCUGUUCCAGAUCCUACUGCGAGGGGCGCAAAAAUGCCCUGUCCUGUAUAUGCUGUAAUGAAAUGGGUCAAUUUAAGCCAAGACACAGAGAUGGCAAUGUACAAGGAUUUUUUGUGGAGAGUUUGCACAUCUGGAUACGAAAGACACAUUCUAGACGUUUGCCAAACGAAUCCCAGUCAGCAGUUUUUGAUAACGGCCUGUCGAAUCCUGAAAACGUACGUUUCUAACCAAGACGGCACCAAUCAGCUUCACAAAGUUGCAACUUCUAAUCACCUGAAAACAAUAUGUUUCCACUGUAUAACAUUACUAACGAUACCAAAGGACCAUAACUCAUUAUCUGGAGUCAAGGAAGCAUUGGGUUAUUUUCUGUCGUUUUUGAACUUAUGUAUCAAUUCUGCAACGUUGCCACACUUCUUUCAUGGAAAUCCUUGUUUAGUCCUCAUGUUCCCUGAAUGUAGCUUUGGCCAAGAAGAACACAUCAAAAAUGUGUAUGGGUCAAUGAGUUCCGAGACGUUCAAUCAGGCUAAGAUUAGCUACAACAAAAUGCUACGGGACCUACUUGGAUUGUAUACUGAUAAUGCUCGUCUUGAUCAUGAUCGUUUAGAACGAUUCGCGAAAUUAUUAGACCUCCGACACACCGCCAGAAAACCCAAAGAUGCGUACAAGUUUUGAAAUAUUAGUACUAUUGUUAUGAAACUAAAUGGUUAAUCAUAGUUGAGAGUAUUUCAAUUUGUUAUGCUUCAAAAAGAAGGAUUCACCUUAUUGAAUAAUUAGAUUUCUUCGCUAUGUUGUAAGCAAUAUUAAUUUGUGCUUUAAUGUUUGUAUAAACACUACUGAUUUUUA